UCGCCCUUGUCCGUCGGCCGUCAGCGAAGCCGGUAUCCUGACUGAGGGUCGAGGCGGAAACGUGAACGGGGACCGCCGCACGCUCGUUUGCCACGCGACGGCGCAGCUGCAGCAGCACAGUGCCGGAACCCGCGAACCGCCUCCGUCUGCGAUGACAGAUAAAGUUAAAGAGCUCGUUUCCCAGUGCCUGCAGGCCCGGGACAGGGCGUACUGCCCGUACAGCCGGUUCCCCGUCGGUGCUGCCAUACUAACAGCAGAUGGCGCUAUAAUCACAGGCUGUAACGUGGAGAAUGCCUCCUACGGUCUAACGGUGUGUGCUGAGCGGACGGCCAUCCAGAGGGCCGUGGGGGAAGGACACAGACAGUUCAGGGCCAUCGCUGUGACGUGUGAUAUCAAAGACCAUUUUGUUGGGCCGUGUGGAGCAUGUCGACAGGUUCUUAUGGAGUUUGGAUCAGACUGGACUGUGUACUUGACCAAGCCAGACGGCUCAUACAAAGAAACCAGCCUCAGUGAACUUUUGCCUCUGGCCUUUUCCCCGGCACACCUUGCCCAGAACUAAGAAUGCAUCAGCAGCCUCCUUAGACGACAUUAAUUUCACUGAUCUUACUGUAGAGUGUAAAGUAUUUUGUACAUUUGACAUCGUCCUUUGAGUUGUUUUAUAGCAAAUUACACUGAAAAGUUGGUAUAAAUUCUCACAUAAUGCAAUAAAGCUUCUUUUU
Molecule: messenger RNA, 719 nt
Organism: Xiphias gladius (swordfish)
Lineage: Eukaryota; Metazoa; Chordata; Actinopteri; Istiophoriformes; Xiphiidae
Product: zgc:103586
Exons: 5
Coding region: 152-559 (135 amino acids)
Cellular component (GO): cytosol
Molecular function (GO): cytidine deaminase activity; zinc ion binding
Source: RefSeq, a predicted model, not a curated record